GUAGAAGCGCCUCCUCCCACUUUUGGUGCUAGCAAAGAUCACAAUCACAAGUCGAUCGCCUGCUGCAAAUUUGAGAAGGGGGCCAAUCCACUCUGCUUGUCACAGCCACCUACCCCGACCACCACCCACACGCGGACGCCUGCCGGGAUGCAGUGGGCCGUGGGCCGGCGGUGGGUGUGGGCCGCGCUGCUCCUGGCUGCCGCUGCUGUGCUGGCCCAGGUGGUCUGGCUCUGGCUGGGCACGCAAAGCUUCGUCUUCCAGCACGAAGAGAUCGCGCAGCUGGCCCGGCAGUAUGCGGGGUUGGACCACGAGCUGGCGUUCUCUCGGCUGAUCGUGGAAUUACGGCGGCUGCACCCAGGCCACGUGCUGCCCGACGAGGAGCUGCAGUGGGUGUUUGUGAACGCGGGCGGCUGGAUGGGCGCCAUGUGCCUUCUGCACGCCUCGCUGUCCGAGUACGUGCUGCUCUUCGGCACCGCCCUGGGCUCUGGCGGCCACUCGGGGCGCUACUGGGCUGAGAUUUCCGACACCAUCAUCUCUGGCACCUUCCACCAGUGGAGAGAGGGCACUACCAAAAGUGAGGUCUUCUACCCAGGGGAGACCGUGGUCCACGGGCCUGGUGAGGCAACAGCUGUGGAAUGGGGGCCAAAUACAUGGAUGGUGGAGUAUGGUCGGGGUGUCAUCCCAUCUACCUUGGCCUUUGCGCUGGCUGACACAAUCUUCAGCACCCAGGACUUCCUCACGCUCUUCUAUACUCUUCGCGCCUAUGCCCGGGGCCUCCGGCUUGAGCUCACCACCUACCUCUUUGGCCAGGACCCCUGACCAGCCAGGCCUGAACGAGGACCUGUGGAUGGACAGGAGCAGGCAGGCCUGCAUACAUCCACUUUCUGGAGCCCAUGUGAAAAGACAGGGACACAACAUGCAACUACUAAGUUCCUGAUGUACAAGCAGGGACACACAUGCUUAUGUAACCAAAUACAGAGACUCGUGGGAACAUAUGGGACAUACAUGCAGAUACAAUCCCAUGUGUACGGCAGCAUCAUACGUUCACAACCAUCCAGAGAGGGAACCCCACAUGUACCAAGGGGGCCAGUCAUAUUCAGACAUACCACAAGCUUGAAUCACUAACUCAAGCCUUUUCCAGAGUUUUCCUGCCACCAGUCAAGGCUCUGGAGUUGGUGAUGGGUGUAGGUAUUAUACUCUGGGCCUGACCCUUCAACCCAACAGCAGCUGAGGUGGGAGGGAGAUGAAGGGUUGCCUGUGGAGGCCCCCCUCAUCUCCCCAUCCUCACCAUAUGCCUUACCUCAUUCUGUUCCCCUUACUAUGCAAGUGCUCUCAUGGCCUGUCCCCACUCUUAGCAACUAAGUCAGCUGGGAGAACCGUAAGAAUGGAGAAUGCUGAGGUCAGGGUCCUUCUAUCCUAAAAGACCCCAUGCCUUUCCCCCAUUCGUCCCUUAGGAGUGUGAUUGGGGGAGGCUGGCCUCAGCUCAGGGCCCACUGCUGGGCAGAGGACCUAGAGAAGUUAGCCUAGGUCCAGGGGGCCAACCCUGGCCUACAAAGGCCUUUUCUGCACACAUACACCCUCAUCACAGCUUCCACAUACUGCCCUUGAUGUCUGUCCACCUGUCUCUGUUAAUAAAGACUUGUUGAACAGUCA
Messenger RNA from Prionailurus viverrinus (fishing cat), 1653 nucleotides. RefSeq names its product sigma non-opioid intracellular receptor 1 (gene SIGMAR1). Gene Ontology annotation, cellular component: endoplasmic reticulum. The transcript is spliced from 5 exons. The coding region runs from base 148 to 819 and encodes 223 amino acids. The record is from RefSeq and is a predicted model, not a curated record. Lineage: Eukaryota; Metazoa; Chordata; Mammalia; Carnivora; Felidae.